AUGCCGACGAGUAGUGAAAGUCUUACUGCAGCGAAACCACUUCGAAUAUUUUUUUAUAAAGCUCAACGACUACAACCACAACAACGACAAAAACUACCAGUAAGAGAUUUAUUGCAUAUUGAUUCAUUUAUUUAUUUAUGUUUUGUAUUGUUUUUAGCUACUACAGUUAAAUGUGUUUCACCUUACGUGCAAGAACCUUCCGGAAAUUGUAUUAAUGUAUUAAUCGAUAUUAACAAUUGUGGUAAGAUUAAUAACGUAUGUCCAUCAACCUACACAAGCUGUUCAGCUGGUUUAUGUAGUACUCUAUCAAGUAUCAAAAUAAUUAAUGGAACAUUCAUAUGGGCAGCUUCUGUCAAUGGAUCAGUCGAUGAUAAAUACUUUACUAUAAGUGUACCAUUUAAUAUCACUCUUUAUAAUACGACGACAACCUCUAUCACAGUAACAACUAAUGGUGUGAUUUGUCUUCAAAGCUGUUCUACUACUUUCACUGAAACUGCUCUUCCUACUAGUGCGUUUUCUGGUGCAACAAUUCUACCAUAUUGGGAUGAUCUGUACAUUUUUGUCAACACAUCACAAGGCAUAUACUUUGAUAAACAAGGUAAUACUCCAAAUCGAACGUUCAUCAUUGAAUAUUACUGUAGUCAUUAUCAACAAUCUACUGACUAUUAUAAUUUUCAAGUUGUAUUCUUUGAAAAUAUGCCUGGUAUUGUUCAAUUUAUUUAUUAUGAAGUUACUGAUGAAGGUGCCUCUGCUACUGUUGGUAUUCAAGGUAACGAAGCAAAACAAUAG
Messenger RNA from Rotaria sp. Silwood2, 789 nucleotides. The record is from the annotation of a GenBank genome assembly. Lineage: Eukaryota; Metazoa; Rotifera; Eurotatoria; Philodinida; Philodinidae.